Molecule: messenger RNA, 1348 nt
Organism: Pollicipes pollicipes
Lineage: Eukaryota; Metazoa; Arthropoda; Thecostraca; Pollicipedomorpha; Pollicipedidae
Product: serine/arginine-rich splicing factor 7
Exons: 6
Coding region: 463-1032 (189 amino acids)
Molecular function (GO): RNA binding; zinc ion binding
Source: RefSeq, a predicted model, not a curated record
GUCUAAGUGUUGCUUUUCUUUGGGGGGCUGAGGGUUAGAGUCUCUGAACUUUGGUUUUGGCUCUUAGGGAGAGAACAAAAUAACAAAACCACAGAUGAAGCGAGAAAAGAUAACCCAGGUAAAUUCACACCAUAUUCACAGCUGGCACUGGAGGACAUUUUCUGGCAGCAGAUUGCAGUAAACACCAUAUUCUAGUUUCAGUGACUGCCAAAGAUCAUUAGAGAUUGGCUGCCUGCAAUUCCUUAAUUUUCUUGCUUCCUGAGUAAUUGAUUCCUGUGUAAGUCUAUGCUCACAGCAUGAGCAGAGACUAAGACUGAGCACAAACCAACCAAAAGUACAGUAUGAGUGAACCUCACACCUAUGUUAUUGUUUUCAGGCCAUGAAGCUGAUCAAAAUUGGUUGAUAUUGACAGUGCUAUGAUAAAGAUACAUAAUUGGGCACAGCAGUGGCUGAACACAAAUAAUGUCCCGUUCAAAUAUAGACUGCAAGGUUUAUGUUGGUGACCUAGGUAGCAAUGCUUCCCAAACAGAGCUGGAGGAUGCCUUCUCUUACUACGGGCCGCUGAACAGCGUGUGGGUGGCGCGGAACCCUCCCGGCUUCGCGUUCGUCGAGUUUGAGGACCCCAGAGACGCCCGUGAUGCCGUGCGGGGCCUGGAUGGAAGGACCGUCUGCAACCGGCGCAUCUCAGUCGAGAUGUCUACAGGCCGCUCCCGCAACCGGGGCGGCGGCACCAUCGGUGGCCGCUUUGCUGGCAACACUAACCGCUUUAGCGGCGGCGGCUACAACCCUAACGACCGGUGCUACGAGUGCGGCGAGCGCGGUCACUACGCUUACGACUGCCCGAGCAAGCGGCGCAUCGGCAGCGGCAGUCGCAGGUCUCGCUCCAGGUCGCGCAGCCGGGACCGCGACCGCCGCUCGCGCUCCCGUGACAGGAAGUCGCGCACGCGCUCGUUCACGCGCAGUCGCUCCCGCGAUCGGGCCAGGUCUCGCUCGCGGUCGCCGCGAGCGAACGGCGACUCGCGCCGCGACUGAUGUGGCGGCGGUGCCGCACGCGCCGGCCUCGCCCUCACCCGCGGCCGGCGGCUCACCAACCCCCGGCGGUCCGCCUUCAUCGCUCGCCAUCGGGCGUCGCCAGCGCCCCUGGCGGCCACCAGGCGCACUACUCCCGGCUCCGACGCGUCCUCUCGCGGCCGGCGUUUUAUGUUCGCCAUGUUGACGCCGGCGUCGUCCUUACCUGGCGACAGGCAGCAGCCCCGCGGAGCGAGCGUCGUGCGAGUUGCACGGCGCGCGCCGGCCGGCCGUCCCGCGCGUGCGCCCUUCUUCGGUGUCAAUACAUGGCUGACGAGGA